AUGCCAGUGCAAGCUGGGAAGUACGAGUGGUCUUCAGGAGAGGAUGAGAGCGAGGAAAUCAAGGUCUUCGUGCCGAUUGAGGACAGUGUUAAGGCCAAAGACUGUGAUGUGAAGAUUACCAAAAAGGCGCUGAAGGUGGGUUUGAAAGGGCAAGAGCCGGUUAUUGAUGAUACGCUUUGGAAGGAGGUGGAUCCAGAUGAAUCCAAUUGGGAGUUGGAGAAGGAUAGCAAAGGAACGCGAUGCAUCGUGAUUUCCUUGCUGAAGAAGUCCAAGUGGGAUCGAUGGGAAUACCUGGUGAAGUGUGAGGAUGUGCCACCAGACACCAGCAUCACCAACAAGGUCUUUAUGGAGAUCUCCCUGGAUGGUGAGAAGCUUGGUCGAAUUCUUAUGGGCCUUUAUGGAAAGCAGGUGCCAAAGACAGCUGAGAAUUUCAGAGCCCUCUGCACUGGAGAGAAGGGCGAGGGCAAGGCCGGAAAGCCCUUGCACUAUAAGGGUAGCGGCUUCCACAGGAUUAUCCCGAAGUUCAUGUGUCAGGGUGGCGACUUCACGGCUGGCAAUGGAACUGGUGGAGAAUCCAUUUAUGGAGAGAAGUUUGCGGAUGAAAAUUUCAAGGUGAAACAUACCAAGCCUGGGCUCCUGUCCAUGGCGAAUGCUGGCCCGGGAACUAACGGCAGCCAGUUCUUCAUCACCGUCAAGGAGACGCCUCACUUGGACAUGAAACAUGUGGUCUUUGGGGAAGUCUUGGAGGGCUAUGAGGAGGUGGUCAAGAAGAUGGAAGCAGCUGGGUGGUCAUCGAAGAUUGCGGAGAGCUGUGAGAAAAGUAACGACGCUGCGGACCAAGAUUGUUCGGGACGAGAUCAGGUGGACUCGCAAGAUGUACUGCUCAUCAGAUUGUCACAGAUGGAAUUCACAGCUGUCACAGCACUGCACAAAGCCCCAACAGAGGUAAACGUGGCCGUGGAUGACUGGCAAAAAGCCAAAGAAACAGGAGAUGAGCAGAAGGUGAAGGAGGCGAAGGAGGAAGUGAAAGAGGCGGAGGCGAAGGUCGAAAAGGCGAAGAAGGAGGUGGAAAAGGCGGAGGAGAAAGUGAAACAGGCAAAGAAGGAAGUGAAUGAGGCGGAGGAGAAGGUGAAAGCCCAGCAGGAGAAGGUGCCAGGCUUCCAGUCUCUCACUGAGCUUCUUGGAAGGCUGCUUUUUUCCGAUGCCGUGCCGCUGAAUGACAGAAAGGCCACUUAUUCUUCAGCGUCUUCGUACAUUGUCGACUUGGGCAGGGGCCCGUUCAACGGGGAACUGGCCCUGCAAAAGACCAAUUUGAAGGCACAGCUUCUAGAUCGUGAGCAGGAAGUGCAACUUAUUGUGGAGAUGUUGCUGGAAAGGUCAAACAAAUUGUUUGGCAAACGUUCGUCAGACAAGGCUUUCUCGCCAGCCAUCCUAGUGGCGCAGGCACCUGGAGCAGGCAAGAGCCAUUUCCUGGCCGUGCUUGGAGAGGAGAUUCCCAUGCUGUACGACCUGGAUGGCAAAAACCAGACACCAAUCGUCUCGGCUUUCACCUACAACUCUGGAAUGGGUUUGAUUAUCAGUGACAAUCCAGAGGCUGACUUGGCGCUGCGGGUUCUUUAUGGUGCCGCAAGGCACAUGAGCAGGACAACGUGCGAGUGGCGUGACUUCUUAAGAACAUGGAAAUCUCGGGAGAUUGACUCGAUUGACAUCGAUUUAGCUGUGGAAAUCCUGCGCAGAUGGUACGGUGACCGUCCCGUUGUGAUCCUGGCUGACGAGCUUGGGAAGUCGAAGGACGAAGCUUUGGUGCGCCAGGAGCUUUGCAGAGCCAUGGACCUUUGGGGAGGCCAAAUUUUUGUCGUGAUGUCUGGUCUCACCAACUACGAAGCAGUUGUGAAGAUGUUCAGGGGCAGCCAGCGAGAGGUGUACAUUCACACUUUAACAGUGCUGGGUACUGAAGCCUACGACCUUUUUUCUGCCAAGCUCAAUGAACUGCAGCAGAAUCAGGCAAAAGGUAUCAAGAGGGACAUCUUGGAGUACCGCAUUUCUCUUGCCUGGGGAGCUACUGGCGGCUACGCACGGGCCAUUGAGAAGAUGGCGAAAUACAUCAGAGACUUUGCCCAAGGUCUUGAAGCUGGAGUUGUCUCCAGGGCCACAACACACCUUGCAGAAGAAGUUAAUAACUUGCCCCCAAUGUUUUCCACGGGCAAUCUGGAAUCUUUACUAGAGAUAUGGGAACGAGAAGAUCCUUCUUUUCUGUCUCGGAUGACAAUUGUGAAUCUGAUGCCUGAAGCCACCUACAAAGGGAGUGUCCUAAUAGACUCGCUUACGCAGGGGAGGAUGCAAGUCUUGUACCUCCCAACUGUUGCUCCGUGGCAUGCAGCCCGCUUCUUCACGCAGAUGCAAACUCACAAGAACCUGCCACCGAGAUGUGCCAAACUCAUGGGUUUCGCCGGCAGGGCAUAUAAAAACAAACUCGAUGCCAUUGAGAGCAGCAACGUCCAGACCAUGAAACAAGCCAGCUCGUACUUCACUGAAAUUGUGGCGGCUUUUGCUGCCAUGUUUGCGAUCGUGAGGAAGUACAAGAAGCUGCCACCACUUCUGACACGGGGUACGGCACGAAGCAUUUGCGACAUCGGCCUUGAUGAUUCGUUCUUGCAGGAUGAAGAACUUGCCAUGAAAAGCAAGGAGGAUGCAGAUGAGAAGUUAGCAUCAUUUUUGGAAAAAGCCGUGGAACUGAGCAAACAGAAGGGCAAGGAGCAACCCUUCUUAGUGAUCAUGGCUCCGCCCAACUGCAAGGCAGUUGAUUUUGUCAUCUUCUGCCAAGAUGAGAACAGUUUUGUGGCUGUUCAGGUGAAAUCCAAUUUUGUGACUGAGGCCAAAACCCAGAAUGAACAAAAGGCAGCCUUGCUGCAAGCAGCGAAGGACAUCCGCUCUGCAAGUGUCUCAUUGCAGCCUGUGGCCUUCCUUGCUAUAGUCGGCUCCAACUACACAGAAACACAGGACUUGAAGGCUGACACGUUUCUCCUGCAGCAAGAGGAUCUCGUUGCCCUCAUCCCGCCCUUUCUGCGUCAACUCUCGGGUCUCGCUGCAGGGGUGCAAAGCGUGGAAUGUGAGGAUGCGUGAGUGGAAAAAGAUGGAAA
Molecule: messenger RNA, 3140 nt
Organism: Cladocopium goreaui
Lineage: Eukaryota; Dinophyceae; Suessiales; Symbiodiniaceae
Source: the annotation of a GenBank genome assembly